Molecule: messenger RNA, 621 nt
Organism: Daucus carota subsp. sativus
Lineage: Eukaryota; Viridiplantae; Streptophyta; Magnoliopsida; Apiales; Apiaceae
Product: protein NOI4
Exons: 3
Coding region: 47-373 (108 amino acids)
Cellular component (GO): plasma membrane
Source: RefSeq, a predicted model, not a curated record
UUUACUAAUAAAACUAAUAAAUAGGAGAGAAGAUGGAAUAACGAUUAUGAUUAUUCAGGAAAAGGAAUAUUACAUCAUAUCUCUCUCCUUCUGCCUUGUUUAUCUUCCAGACUCUAACUAUCAGUAUCUCUCUCGAUUCAUGUCGGAUAAGGGCAGGCCAUUGCCAAAGUUUGGUGAAUGGGAUGUGAAUGAUCCUGCUUCAGCUGAAGGCUUCACUGUUAUCUUUAACAAGGCCAGAGAUGAGAAAAAGACUGGUGGAAAGCCUGAGUCACCCUCAAAAGCAGAUCCAAACAUAAAGUAUGCAGUGGAUCAUGUGAAGCCUCAGGCUAAAAAAUGGUUUUGCUGUGGAAACGGGUCGCUUGAAGAAUCUUAAUCAGGUGGAGCUCCAGCAAUAGUAAAGUUGUGCACAAAUGUCCUCACCAAUUUUCCUUUAGAUAGGAGGUGUAAAGUGGUAAUGGGGCACUAGUGGAAUCCAUGUUUGUGUGUUAUUAACUCUCUUUUGUGGGGAAAAAGAUUCUGGAUAUACUAGUUCGGUGCGUUUGUAGAAUUAAGCCUUUGUUUGUCUAUGCCUUGUAGAUUAUCUUUGUAUUUGUUUUCUUAAGUGACACAUAAGUUUUGUGA